Messenger RNA from Nothoprocta perdicaria, 2017 nucleotides. RefSeq names its product calcyphosine 2 (gene CAPS2). Gene Ontology annotation, molecular function: calcium ion binding. The coding region runs from base 214 to 1998 and encodes 594 amino acids. NCBI's taxonomy places the organism in Eukaryota, Metazoa, Chordata, Aves, Tinamiformes, Tinamidae. The record is from RefSeq and is a predicted model, not a curated record. The transcript is spliced from 18 exons.
GAGACGUUUUCCCUUGAAGCGCUUUGAGGAAGGGCCUGUGCCUGGAAGCCUGCUUAUUUUGUUGUUGUUGUUGUUUUUAAUUAUUCUUUUCCAGUCGUGUUUCGCAAGCGCCUCUCACGUCUCUCGGGAGGAUCGUACCGCUCUGCUUCCGGCUUGGCAAAACCUGGGGACGGAAAUCUGUCCCUUUACUCCAAAGGCCAUCCUCAAGUCUGCAUGGAUUUGGAGGUUAAAGGAGUUGCUGCAUCCCCUCGAAGGCAGACUCAGCUGUCCUCAAGGGGAAGGAAACAUAGUCAAGAAUGGAGACUAGAUACAAGAGCUACUCGUGGUCCUCGUCCACCGGAGGUGCCAUGCCUAGAUCUAGGGAAGCUGGGAGAUUCUGAUGAAGAGGAUGAGGACUCUUGCAUACCAUAUACCAGAAGUUAUCCUCGUGCUUGCCCUCUAGAUUCAUCUUCAAGGGGGAGAACUUCAUUACAAUCACCAUAUGCACAGAACCAACAUGCUCAACAACAUUCUUCUCUGGAACAAAAGACAAUACCAGAAAAUCUGCCCUCCCCAAAAGACAAGUAUAAAGCAAAGUAUCAGCAGUAUGAGGCAGAGAUGAAGGAAAGAUAUAAGCAACACUCUCAAAGAAUUGCGGAAAAGAAAAAAGACCAUAACCAGUAUCAAGAAGCCUCAAGAAAGGGUACACAUUUUGAAGAGAGGCAGAAUGAAGCCAUGGCAGCUCUUGAUGAGAAAGCUCUCAUUCAGCAAGGCUAUACAAGCAAGCCUUACAAUAUACAACACAGCAUAAAGAAAUCAGAAGCUGAGGAUGUAGCUGCAGAGAGGAGAAAACAAACUGUAGUAGAACAGGUGAUGCUGGAUCAGUUAUGUAGGGCUGUUAUAAGUGACCCAGAGCAAUCAACACGAGCUGAUGCUGAUCAGGUAUCUCAUGGACUUCCAGGACUUGGGACAGCACCAUUGCGCUUUAGAAAAAGAACAUUACAUGAAACCAAAAUAAAGACCAAAUCAGGAUUAACUGAAAACAUGCUUUCUAACAAGCUACGCUUUGAUAGUAGGAUUGUAUCAAGAAAUGGUCGUGAUGCUUGUAGAGAAUUGAUUGGAUUUUUUUUUGCAUAUGACAGAUCCAUUACUGUGUAUGAAUUUCGACAGUUUGGAAAAAAUAGAACAAAUGCCUUGCCUUUCAUUCAGAAGGGGAUUUAUCAGCACCAGCAAGGACAAAAGAAGGGAAAAGCUUAUGCUCUCAGUGACUUUUAUAUCGGAGCUAACCUCACUUUCCAAAGUGGUGAUCAUAACCUUCCAGAAAGUGUUAAGCAGAACCCCAUUCUCACCCUUCGUGUGACAAGUAUUGAUGAAGCAGCUCUGGCUCUUCUAAAAGCUAGUUCUGGGGAACUUGAGCAAGAAUUUGACAAGCAAGAGACUGAUGACUACAAAGUUUUCAGGAAGAUCCAAGGUAUGCUCAGAGAGACACUAAGGAAUAGGGGAGUUCGUGUUGUAACCGGCUUAGGCAAGUAUUUCCGACAGCUGGACAAGAGCAGAAGUGGGUUUUUCUCUCAGGCAGACUUUAAGGAAGCUCUAAAAUUAUUUCAUUUGGAAGUCCCUGAAGGGGACUUUGAAACCUUAUGGCUUAUUCUUGAUCAUAGCAAGACUGAUAAAGUUAACUACGGGGAAUUUAUCCAUGCUGUAGUUGGAGAAAUGAACGAGUAUAGGAAAGCAUUUGUAAGAAAAGCCUAUAUGAAACUAGAUUUCAACAAAACUGGGAGCGUGCCUAUGAUAGAUAUCAGAAAAUGUUACUGUGCAAAGAAACACCCUCUAGUGUUGGCAGGCAAAGCUACAGAAGAAGAAAUUAAAUCAUCAUUUCUGGAAACAUUAGGAGAUUCUUGUAGCAAUCCCAGUGAAGUAUCCUACUGUGAAUUUGAAGAUUACUAUGAAGGACUAAGUGUUGGCAUCGUGGAUGAUGAUGACUUUGUUAAUAUAUUAAGGAACCCUUGGGGAAUUUAGAGUGGAAGAAGUCAAAAAA